AUGGAUCGAGAAAAUGGGCAAAGGGGUUGGUCACCAGUAGCACGGGGUGUGGGUGAACGAGGAGACAUCGACGGGCCUGCUGCUCAGCGCCGGGGGAUUGGAAGGAGCAGCGAUGGGAGAUGGGUCGCCGCCGACGGCUGCGGCUCGGCCGCUGUCCAUGGAGAGGCGGGUGAGGUCGGCGACGGGGAGUGGCUGGUGGAAGCGUGGACCUAUGUGGCAGAGUGCCAGAGCUCGGAGCUGGGCUUGGGUUGA
Miscanthus lutarioriparius is the source of this 252-nucleotide messenger RNA. NCBI's taxonomy places the organism in Eukaryota, Viridiplantae, Streptophyta, Magnoliopsida, Poales, Poaceae. The record is from the annotation of a GenBank genome assembly.